AUGCCUCACAACACAUCUUCUUCUGAAAACAUGCCCCAGCUCUCCGUGCCCAACAACCAUAUCCAGAUCGGCGGCAGAAAAUCAAAGUUGGCGGUUAUCCAGCUGGAAAUCGUCAAGGAGCAGAUCGAGCACUACCACCGCAACUUGACCUGCUCGGUGUUGGCGCUUCUGACGUUGGGGGACAAGAUCCAGAACAGACCGCUCUACUCGUUUGGUGGCAAGUCUCUUUGGACGAAAGAACUCGAGAUUUUGUUGUUGGAAGCCGUGGAUGAGUACCCCAAGUUGGACUUGAUUGUCCACUCGUUGAAGGACAUGCCCACAAACUUGCCUGACGAGUUCGAGUUGGGGUGUAUUUUGGAGCGUGAAGACCCCCGCGACGCUUUGAUUAUGAAGCUGGGGCUGUCGUACAAGCUGCUUGACGACUUGCCCCACGGCGCCGUGGUGGGCACUUCUUCCAUCAGGAGAUCGGCCCAGCUACUCAAAAACUACCCUCACUUGCGCUUUCAGGACGUUAGAGGUAACAUAUAUACCCGUCUUUCCAAACUCGACGACCCAGAGUCUCCUUAUGAAUGUCUUAUAUUGGCUGCCGCCGGUUUGAUCCGUCUUGGCUUGGAGAACCGUAUCACCGCCUGCUUAGACGCUCCUCAGAUGUACCAUGCGGUUGGGCAAGGUGCUUUGGGUGUCGAGAUCAGAAGAGACGAUUUGGUGAUGCAGCAGGUGUUGAGCAAAUUGGAGCACAAGGCUUCUUCCCUCCGGUGCACUGCUGAAAGAUCGCUAAUGCGUGUUUUGGAAGGCGGCUGCUCGGUUCCCUUGGGCGUGAGCACCAACUACAACGAAGAGACGCAAGAGCUCGAUUUCAAAGGCAUCAUUGUGAGCCCGAACGGCGAGCAGUAUGUUGAAGGCGAAAUCAAGGGUACUGUGAGAAACAAGGCCGAGGCUGAGCAGAUUGGCGAGAAGCUCGCCGAGAUCUUGGUGGCCAAAGGCGGCAGAGACAUCUUGAAGAGCAUCAACUACGAAAAAAUCAACCAAAGACCACUGAACGGCGGCAACGGCACUCCGGACGUGAGCACUAUUUAA
Candidozyma auris is the source of this 1077-nucleotide messenger RNA. It is a transcript of the gene HEM3, whose product is annotated as hydroxymethylbilane synthase. Gene Ontology annotation, molecular function: hydroxymethylbilane synthase activity. Gene Ontology annotation, biological process: heme biosynthetic process. The transcript has a single exon. Gene Ontology annotation, cellular component: cytoplasm. NCBI's taxonomy places the organism in Eukaryota, Fungi, Ascomycota, Pichiomycetes, Serinales, Metschnikowiaceae. Bases 1 to 1077 code for a protein of 358 amino acids. The record is from RefSeq and is a predicted model, not a curated record.